Messenger RNA from Lecanosticta acicola, 1330 nucleotides. The record is from the annotation of a GenBank genome assembly. Lineage: Eukaryota; Fungi; Ascomycota; Dothideomycetes; Mycosphaerellales; Mycosphaerellaceae.
AUGGCUGAAUCCAAUGGCUGCCCAACCGAAGAUCAUCAUGGCAUAGAGGAUCUCACCCUUCGGACCGAUACAUUGAUGUUGCGGGAAGAUUCUACCGAGGAAACCAGUGUACAGUCCGAAGGUAAAUAUCUAAUGUGUCCGUCUCAUUUGGACCGUACCACUGACCAUCUGUAGGCCUGCCAACGUCUCUCGAGUUACGAGUCACAUCAUAUGGCGGCUAUGGACUAUUCGCUACACGAGAUCUACCACGCGGAACACGAAUCAUCGCUGAACCGCCAAUGAUUCACCAGCCUCCUGGAGACAAAAUGGAUGCAGUGUGGAUGCAACUCGAAGCCUUGACACCCGAACAACUCAACAGGUACACAGAGCUCUCUUCUGGCAAUGGUACAGUCGGCAUCCAUCAGCGCCAAAUGAUCAAAACUCGGCUGGCGAACGAACGGAGAAGUAGCGGCGCGGCUCUAGAAGCGAUGACCAAUGACAUGGUCAAGCUACACGAGAUAUAUUUCAACAACUGCGUGUCCAUGGGUUGCAAUGAGCGUUUUGGGGCCGGACUCUUCCCUCUUUACAGCCGCAUCAACCACUCCUGCCUCCCAAACGUCCAGAAUAGCUACAAUGCUACCCUCGGCAAGCUCACCGUCCACGCCAUCAGAGAUAUCAAAGCUGGCGCAGAGCUUUGCACAUCGUACAUCUUCAACUUGCGCACCAAGGAGCAACGCCACGAGCAGUUGAAGAACACGUGGAGUUUCGAUUGCCAGUGUGAGGUCUGCGACAACACCCCCACGGCAUUUGCCAGCGAAAAGCGCCGCCAGCUGAUGUUCGACAUUGAUCAGGCUCUUGCUGCAUAUGAGGCAAACAUACCAUUUGCGAGAGCUCUCAUUCCAAACGCUCCAAGGAAUGGCAAGGAAGCUCGCGAGCUGGUAGAACGACUAGUCGCUGUCCUGAGAGAGGAAGGGCUCGUAGGAAUGGAUCUGGCACAGGCGUGAGUACCUUUGCUCUGGGUUUCAAACAAAAAGUCUUCUCUUGCUGACAUCCAAUCUCCAGUUACCGUGAAUGCUCCAAAUACAGCCUACAGGAAGGACUGAUUCCCAAAGCCCUCGCGUACGCCCAGAAGGAAUGUGAGGUCGAGAAGGUCUGCAUUGGCUCGGAGACUGAUCACUUGGAGAAGAACAUGGAAGGCGCAGUGUACUGGAUCAAGCAUCUGGAGACGCUUUCCGAGCAGGAUAAGGUCAAGGCACGCAUGAAUGAGAAGAGAUUCGCGAAGGAACAGAAGAAGGCCGAUAAGAAGGCCGCGAAGAAGGCGGGGAAGAACGGGAAGGGCGAAGGGCGUUGA